Messenger RNA from Cryphonectria parasitica EP155, 1189 nucleotides. RefSeq names its product yeats-domain-containing protein. Lineage: Eukaryota; Fungi; Ascomycota; Sordariomycetes; Diaporthales; Cryphonectriaceae. Bases 1 to 816 code for a protein of 271 amino acids. The record is from RefSeq and is a predicted model, not a curated record. The transcript is spliced from 2 exons. Gene Ontology annotation, biological process: regulation of DNA-templated transcription.
AUGGCCCCAUCAUCAGCCCAGGGAAAACGUGUCAAGGGGCGCCAGGUGUCGCGCCCCUUCGUCUACGGCACCACGGCGAGACCCUUUGACCCGGAGAAGAACCCCAAACCCAGUCACGUGCCCGACGACCACACGCACAGCUGGACCGUCUUCGUGAAGGGCGUCGACGAUACCGACCUCACCUACUGGCUCCGCCGCGUCCAGUUCAAGCUGCACGAAUCCAUCCCCAACCACGUGCGCAUGGUCGACGGCCAGCACGGCCGUGCUUUUCUCGUCGAGGAGACGGGCUGGGGCGAGUUCGAGAUCGCCAUCAAGCUCUACUACGUUCCCGAGUCCGGCGAGAAGCCGCAGACCCUCUACCACCACCUGCGCCUGCAUGCCUACGGCUCCGACGCCGAGCGCGCCGCCAUGGUCGCUAAUGGCGAGGUCGUCAGCUGGGUCUACGAGGAGCAGCUCUUCAACGAGCCCUUUGAGCACUUCUUCGACAUCCUCACCAGCGGCGCCGGCGGCAGCAGCAGUGCGGGAGGAGGCAAGGGGAAAGGAGGAGGAGCGGCUGGUGGUGCCCAGUCCAAGGAUGGUCAGCCAAAACGGACCGAGGGGGGCGUCAUCGAGCGCAGCGCCAUGAUUCCCAUGCGGUCCAGACCAGGCCAGCCCUUCAGCGCCGAGGCCGAGAAACUUGAGAUGGACAUGAUCCGCCGCGCUAUGGACGAGGUGCGCCAGAUGCGCGAGAAAGAUGAGAAGGCCAUCGAGGAGAUGACCGCCAAGCUGGUGCGACUCAAGGAGGAGGGCAGAGGGGAGCUCGCUAUGGCGGCAUAGGGUCCGUCUGAUGCGCAGGACAACAAGAAGCCCUCACUUCCGGGGCCACCCAACGCCGCGGGUCCCGCACAAGGCUAUGGGGUGGAGACUCGUAGUAGAAAGAAGGGAAAGAAACAGUCAUAAAGGAGAAGUACUGUGCGAACAGCAGUCUGUUUGUGGAGGAAGAGGCGACCAAGCAACCAAUCACUGGUUUCACUGUUGAGGAGGUCGAUAUUGUUUAGACAGGAGUUUAUUCUGGAAUUUCACUAGUACGGAUUUGGUACAUCUCACUGGAGGCUGGAGUUGUCGGUUCGGCGUUUUUCAUGGACUGAUAAAUUUAUUAUACCAAGGGAGGGUGUGGAUAGGUCUCAAAUGGGAACAUUACUUCUCAUCU